GCCAAAUGUCUGCGGUAGACAGUGUUGCCCAGGAUGGACCACGGCUCCUGGCACAAAUCGCUGCAUCAAACCUGUCUGCGACCCGCCAUGCCAGAACAAGGGCUCCUGCAGCCGCCCCCAGGUCUGUACCUGUCGCUCGGGCUUCCAGGGCUCCCGGUGUGAAGAAGUCGUUCCCGAGCAGGAGUACCACCCACCUAGUGCUGCCGCCGCCUUCAGGCCCCCCGCAAGCUCCCUCCGGAGGAGGACCGGCACAGCAGGGCGGGAUGCCUCCCUGCGAGGGGCUCAGGUGCCAGUCCCACGACAUAUCCCAGCUGUGACUCAGAGCAGAACUGGCUCUCCUGUCUCCCCCCAGAACACAGGGCUGUCACGGACUGUCCGGCGGUACCCAGCCAGCAACGGCCAACUCACCUCUAAUGCACUCCCCAAUGGGAAUGGACGUGAGCAGAGCAGCUCUGGGCCACAUGUGGUUUCCCAGGAGCACACCUUGUCUGCAAGGGGGGCCAACCUGACAGAGAAGAUUAGGAAGAUAAAAAUCGUCUUUACACCCACCAUCUGCAAACAGACAUGCCGGAGCGGGCGCUGCUACAACAGCUGCGAGAAAGGAGACACCACCACUCUCUAUAGCCAAGGGGGGCACGACCAUGAUCCCAAGUCUGGCUUCCGCAUCUAUUUCUGCCAGAUCCCCUGCCUGAAUGGAGGGCGCUGUGUGGGCCGGGACGAGUGCUGGUGCCCCUCCAACUCCACAGGGAAGUUUUGUCACCUUCCAGCUCCCUCUCUGGAAAAGAAGCAAGGAGGGAGAGCCCCAAAGACCCUGGCCAGUGGCUCCAUGAAGCACUCCACCUACACCCUGCCUUUGUCCAACCAGCUGGCUUCCCUAAACCCUUCCCUGGUGAAUGUCCACAUCAACCACCCUCCAGAAGCCACUGUGCAGAUUCACCAGGUGGCCAGGGUGCGGGGUGAUGCAGAGGUGUCGGAAGAGAACAGUGUGGAGGCGGUCCUGGUGCCUCAGCUGGCCACCAUGCCCUGGUACACCUAUGCCCACGGGAAUGGCAACAGCAUUGCCACAGAGAGCGGCCAGCAGCAGCAGAGAGCCCCAGGGCUGCUGGGGAGAUGCUUUCGGGAAGCUCUCCAUGGACAGUGCACCAACCCCCUGCCAGGGCUGACCAAGCUGGAGGACUGCUGUGGCAGCGUGGGGCUCUUCUGGGGUGUGGACCGGUGCCUGGCCUGCCCCCCCCGACCAGCACACCCUGUGAUUGAGAAUGGGCAGGUGGAGUGUCCCCAGGGAUACAAAAGGCUGAAUCGGAGCCACUGCCAAGAUAUCAACGAGUGUUUGAUGCAGGGCCUGUGCAAAGAUGCUGAGUGUGUGAACACCCGUGGCAGCUUUCGCUGCACCUGCAAGCCUGGCACCAUGCUGGACCCAUCCCGUAGCCAUUGCAUCUCGGACAAGGCAGUGUCGAUGGAGCAGGGGCUGUGUUACCGCUCAGCAGCUGGAGGCAUCUGCUCCUUCCCCCUCUCCCACCGCAUCACCCAGCAGAUCUGCUGCUGCAGCCGCGUUGGCAAGGGCUGGGGGAAGAACUGCGAGGAGUGCCCCCUGCCUGGCUCAGAAGCCUUCAAGGAGAUUUGCCCAGCAGGACAUGGCUACACCUACUCCAGCUCUGAUAUCCGCCUGUCGAUGAGGAAGGCAGAGGCAGAAGAGCUGCCCUUCAGCUUGGAAGAGCAAGGGGAGAGCAGCAACUGGACGUUGGACCGGGCAGCAAAGAGACAGCAACUGCAGGACAACCUGCGUGGGAGCAUCCUGGAGGCAUUCCCCCACCCUGGCACCUCAGCAGGAGAGGGUGAAGUUUCUCCUGCUAUGCGAGGCGCUGCUGAUGCCACCGCAGAGCCCCUCACACGCAGAGAGGAAGAAGAGUCCUGGCGUGGUCCUCACCAGCCUGGCCCCACCACCACCUGGGAUGCUGCUGCUCCAACACAGAUGCCAGCACAGGGCUUGGGGGUUGGCAGCUGUGCCUCUUCACCCCUCUCCUGUGGAGCUGGCGCUUGCGUGCUCACCCCGGAGGGAUACAGCUGCUUGUGCCACCCUGGCUACACGUUGGACCCCAGCCGCCUCCACUGCAUCGAUGAAGACGAGUGCAUGAAAGAUCCUUGUGCUGGAAAAGGUCGCUGCAUCAACAGCAUGGGCUCCUAUUUGUGCCUCUGCUACUCUGGGUACACCCUGGCUGUCUCAGAGGGCAAGCAGAGCUGCCAGGAUCGAGAUGAAUGUGAGCAGCCCUCUACCUGCCGAGGACAGCGAUGCAUCAACACCCCUGGCUCCUACCGCUGCGAGUGCAAGGAGGGCUUUGCCAUGGGCCCCAGAGGACAGUGUGAAGAUAUCAACGAGUGCGUGGAUCCCAGCCCUUGCCGCAGCGGGAAGUGUGUCAAUACAUUGGGAUCCUACAAGUGUGUCAGCUGUGGAGAUGGCUACCGGCCCAGGAAUGGAAGAUGCAUUGAUGUGGAUGAGUGCCUUGCGGAGGGGACUUGUGCUCACGGACGGUGUGUCAACCUGGAUGGCUCCUUCCACUGUUCCUGCUAUCGGGGCUACAAGGUGGCACCUGAUGGGAAGAGCUGCCAAGACAUCGAUGAAUGCUUGGCCCAGACCACCUGUCCCUCCGGACUCUGCCUCAACACCGAGGGCUCCUACUCCUGCAUGGCUUGUGACGCAGGCUACGCUGUCUCCAGAGAUGGCAGCACAUGUGAAG
Molecule: messenger RNA, 2735 nt
Organism: Leptosomus discolor (cuckoo roller)
Lineage: Eukaryota; Metazoa; Chordata; Aves; Leptosomiformes; Leptosomidae
Source: RefSeq, a predicted model, not a curated record